AUGCAGGGUGGAUCAACGGGCAUAGUUUACGGCGGACUCAAAUACCAGGUGACGGAGAGGAGAGUAGUUGCCGGCCGAUCCUGGCGGACUUGGAAAUUUCACCUGCCGCGGCAUCUAAUGGUUCCAAUCUCCCUUUCCCGUCUCUUCUUUUGUUCUCCUUCAGGCAAGAUGCAUUGCCGACGUCAAAGCGGAUGCCAAUAACACUAGCUUCCUUGCGGGGACGCUGAGCCUCAAGGAGGAGAAUGAGGUUUGCACCGCCCCUACAACCGUCAAGAACAGAAGUUUAUGAGCUCACGUAGAGCGUUGGCGGAACUCGCUGUGGUCUUAUUUUUCAGGUUCAUCUGAUAAGGCUGUCUCCGUCGGCGGCAGAGCUCGUCUGCGAAGGACUGUUUUACCACCCGGGCGAGAUCUGGGAUCUUGCCUCUUGCCCCUUCGACAGCCGGUUAUUCUCGGCAGUCUUUGCUUCAGGUAAGCAGCGGAGCCAUACUGGAGGUUUUCAGAAUUGGCUACCGUUUGAAUUCGUCGAUCACAGCCCACUGCCUUGUAGCUUGAUUGAUGGUGCCUGACACAGGGCUGUAUUUCUUCUGAUGAAUUGCCUUAUCAUUCUUGCCAUUAUUCCAUUGGUCAGUGAAAUUUUGCUAUGAUAAAAAUGGACGUCAAAUUAAAUGAUUCCAAGCAUAAGUGGCAUUUUCUUAAUUUAUGAACUUAAGCGUUGAACUCUGGGUUCUGGCGAAUUGCUAAAUUUAAUAACCAUUGGCUUCUUAUCUUGGUUUUUCAGUACAUGCAUUGUGUGAGCUAAAUUGACGACUUUGAAUUGAAGAACUAUGCAGUAUCCAUCAUGUUAUCCUCUUUCAUUACUUUUCUUGUGUGAACCAGUUUCCCUAGGCUAAUCAAUGAAAAAAACUCUUGAGUGCAUGCACUGCUGCUUUGAUAAGAUAUGAUGCAUCAUUUUCAAGUGUUCGUGGAAUAAGUGUUGAGCUCUUGUUUCAUAAUUUUUUUUCCCGCAUCUUUUGUGCCAAAAUUAUGGAAUGCAAAUGGUUGUUCACAUGUUUUAUUGUUUCCUGUGGGAGUUCGAGUGUCCUAGCAACACCUCAAUUAUUUGGAUGGGGCUUAUCAUCGAUUUAUUUCUUUCUUAACCUGCAUGUGACAAGCCGACGACCAUUGUCCCCAUUCACAUGAAAUUACGCAAGUGGAAUUCAAAAAGAGCCUGGUAAUAUUCGAGAGAUAUAAAAGUUAUAUUAACAGAGAAGAAAUAUAUUUAUCUGUUUUUUCUACCUGCCUUGUUAUUGGCACUAUUUCUUUUAAUACGUGUCACAGUUGAUUUAUUUUUUGUUACUCACGUUGCUUUCCUCAAUGUUGAAGGUGAAACAAAUGGAGCAGUAAUAUGGAAGAUUCCUGAACUAUAUGGUCAAUCAAACUCCCCACCUUUGGAACAACUUGUCUCAUUCGAUGGUCAUCCUUGCAAGAUAAGAAGGUGACUGUGUACCAAUUGGUUUUCUUCGAAUUAAAUGACAUAUUUAUUCGCGUUAUUUUUUAAAAUUAUUGAAUUUAUAGUGCUUUCUGCUUCAAAAUAGAGAAAAGGAAAGAGGAGUCUUGAUGCAUGGUAAAAUUGACCGCUUCCUCAGUUGACUCAUGCUAGACUACUCAUGGUAGAAAGUGCCAAUGAGCAUCUAUGACGAAAACUCCUUAUACAUUCUUAAAUCAGUUGGACUGAGUAGUCAUCCAAAUUGAACUUUAAGUCUCUGCAGCCAGCUUCAUGUUAAGGCUUCUGGUGUGAAAAAUCAUUUAUCAGUGCAUAGAAAUAUAAAUUGACAGCUUUUUGCGUAGAUAUUUUCCUUUUCCAAGAGAUCCAUCGUAUCAUGCCCGUGAUUAAGUCAACCAUGCAUUACUCUGAUCCAUUUAUCUUCUUUCUUUUAGGACUGCAAACCUUCUGUCUUCUUUCACUGAAAUCCUUUGAAAAUUAGAUUCAAAAGUAUUGCUAUGACAUGAGGUUUUGUGACUCGUUUGUUUCAUCUAUGCAUCUGUUAUCCCAGAAGAACUUUUCCUAUUUUUUCAUCUUCCAGUCGGUGGUUAUGGUGGUCCCCUGAUAAGGAUUUGAUCCAUAUUUUCUAGAAAAUUGUUUUUCCAUCCAAAUUAUUCAUCAAUAUAUGCAGUAUUUAUUGUCACCAUUAUGCCCUGCCCCAUCUGUUUCAUCUUUUGCUGCCCUUUUCUUGACCAGUGUGUUAAGGAAUCUGCAAAUCAAUUACCUCUUUAUCAAUCUCAUUUUAUGUAGCUGCCUGAUUAAAAGAUAACCACAUUCUUCACGUUUCACUUGCAGUAAUUGAGACAUUUAGGUUACAAAUAGAGUAACUGUAUUCAUAUAAUAAUUCUUUAUUAUAUUUUUUUUCAUCUAGUAUAUUUUUCUGACGACCUCAAUCAUGAACUUUACAGAUACGAUUGUUCAUAUGAAUAGUUCUUGUGACAAGAAAACAUCAAAUCUUAUAGCGAAUGAUUGGCUCAAUUUGUGUACUGUGUUCAGUUGUAUGACACACAUACAUCUCUCUUUAUUGAAAAAAUGAUUUACCAGAAAAUACUUAUGGAAAAAAUGUAGACCUUGGGCUUGCUCCUUAGGUUCGCAUGUUGGAUCCCACUUGAUGACGCCCAUGUCACUCAAUACGUGGUAGCUCGCUAAACUUUGGGAGAUAGCCAAGUACUCAUGGCUACCACUGCAUCCUGGCCUACUGUGCAUUGUGUUUCCGAGGCCUGUUCUUACAAAUCUGACCUCUAUCAGCAUGACCUCGUCAUGAGACAGGAUGAGUGCUUUGGCCCAGUGGUGGUCUCCUAGUGCCAAUGAACGAAAAUGAUAUAAGUAGCCUAGUUUGAAUAAUUACUCAAAGAGUAAGGCUUGAAUAAUGAAUAAUAAGCAAGUGAGUGGGGGACGUAUGUGUGCAUUGUUGUGGUGAAAAACAUAGAGAAGCAGCUUAGGAGGGCUAAGAAAAAAUAUUGUUGGAGGUGAUAGCUGGUGACAAAAAAAUGAGGUUUCAUAUUUGAUUAAGCAAAUCGUAUGGGAAUCCAUAUCAAGAUAAAGAAGGGGUUGACUAAAAGAUGGUCUCGCUGUUUCUCCAGCUUCUUCUUGAUCAAGAGUGGGGACAUUUUCAUGAUAUUUUCUUGUUUGGAGCUGGCUGCACUUGUGGUAUUCUAUGGAUGUAGGUUUUCAUGAUGUUGGGAAAAACUGUGCCUUCAGUGGUAUGGAUAAGCAAAAAUAGCGUGGUCUUUUGACAUAUCAUUGAUCUGAUUAGUAGGAUUUAGAACAACCAGGAUUCCAGAACCACCUCAUAGAUGCUGUCAGAAGAUCAUCCCAUACAAGCCUUUCUAACCAGUACCAGCUGCUGUUGUUUUGAGUUUUUUUAUAAGUGUUGAUUGACUUACACUUGGAUGCCUCCGUAUGUGUUUUUUAUACUGAUUGAAUUUGUGAUUUUGUCCUCUGAAAGAAGGGUUUGAUAUGGAGAAUAUUUUUAGCUUGAAACACCAUCAUCCUUUUUUCCUGACACAUUUCAAUAUCUUCAGAAUAGUAUUCAUCAGCAAUUUUUUGAAUUUGCUUCUUUGUAUUUUCUAUUUUGCUAUCCAUAAAGCUAUUGAUUGUAUAUGCGUUAAUUUUUAUUACUUGUUGUAUCAGGCAAUUUUUUGUACUGACGUCCAAUUCUUUCACUUCUCCACCUCUGUCUGAUACAGUUGAUGUCUGUUUUUUUUCUUAACAGCAUUCUUUGGUGGCCAAUUGGAAAGCAUGAUAAAGUGAUCAGUAUUGACGAACAAAAUCUAUUCCUGUGGAGCUUGGAUUGUUCUAGGAAAAUAGCCGAGGUGUGUUAUGUAACUUCAUAUAGGUCAUAGAUGUUCUAUUAACAUUCAUUUGCUCCUCUUUUUUGCUUCAUCUCGUACGUAGCACUACUCCACUCCUUUUUUUUUUAUCAAUGUCAUCUCUGGUGCUGAAUGGACCAUACUUUUAAGUAAUUGAAAGUUAUUUCUGGUUUUCAUCUCCUUUCAGCUCUUGUUGGCAAUUCAGUCAAAUCUUGUUCGUAGUUUCUACCUGUAAUGGAGGCUGCUGUUCGAAUGGAUCUUUUAUUAUCGUGCGAUUUGCAGUAGGAGUCCUUUUUAUCUGCAAUAUUCUGCGUUAUCGUAAAUCUUGUGAAGUGACAUUCUCUAUUAAAUUUUAAAUUUACUCUAAAGUUUGAAAAAUCUUCCCUUGCUUUGUCUAUUAUGCCUGAAAUGGCACCUGGGCCAACCGUUUCAGUGCUUUUACUAAAUACAGUGAUUCCAAUAUCUUGCACUAACAUGCAUUCAGUGGCUUUUAAGGGUUGGAUCCUAGAUAUCUUAGAGAAUUUGCCUUUCGUAGUUCCACUGGGGGUGUCAAUGUGCUAGGCCCAGUCCAUCUAUUUGCUACAAGGCCUGGGAAAAGUUCUGGAAGAGCAUGCUUAUGCUAGGGUCUGAUUUUCCCAUGUUGGACUCGCCUCACCCAACUCCACUGAGGGGUGAGAGGUGGGGAAAAGGGUUGCCGCAUUGUGAGUAAGGUGCCUACCACUUGGAUGCAUCUGGUGCCUUUGUUGGGCGAAGCUGAGAUUUCAGGCUGGUCUGGAAUACGGGCACCAAUUGUCCCAGAUGAACUGUACUAUUUUUUCCCUUUUGAAUGGGUAUUAGUCUUCUUCCUUCUUUGAUCUCUUUCCUGCCUAAGUUUUGUGUUUUACCUCUAUGUGAUAUGGCAGUUUAAUUUUAAAUGGAGAACACAUUCUGAAGAUUUAACAGCUCCAAAUUAUUGGUGUCUCAUUAGAAUUUUUACAAUACAGGUCCAAUCACAGGAAUCUGUAGGUGUCCUACAUCACUUAUCCGGUGGAGCAUGGGAUCCGCAUGACCGAAAUACAGUUGCUGCCUUUUGUGACUCGUCACUGCAAUGUUGGGAUCUGCGCACAAUGAAGUAUGUAUAUUGCAGUGUAAUCAAUCCUGGACAUCGUGAAGGGUUUUCACCUUGUAUGCUUUGUUUAAUAGAUCGUUAUUGACACAUCUUGACAGAAAGGGUGUACUUCUUUUGUCUUGUCUCAUUAACAUCUUUACAUAGAUAAUAUGUGUGCCAUCUUGUAUGUAUAUUCCUUCUGGCGUUUGUAUUGUUAUACCAUUUGAGCAGUUUCCUGAUUUGAUGUGUUGUCAGAUGAGUAUGAUUGAGGAGCUCACAUUUCCUUUUUACCGAAAAUUUAGUUAAAAAAGUAAAAUGGCAUUUAAUGAGUCUAUCUUCUCCAAAGUUCACUUUUAAAAUAAUCUUGGCCAAUACUCUAACAGUGAGGCAGGCUUACUCGUCUGAUUCUUACAGUGUCUGCCUCACUUUAAACCCCAUUUAACGAAUCAACUUUUCAAAUUCAUGUAAGAAUACGUUUCUUUCUAGUUCUUUUGUUUUUCACCUACGUUGUGUCGGUUCUCAUUAUAGUUUCACUGAUGAGAGAUUGCAUAUGUUAUUGUAGUUGAACAUAGUUUUUCUUUAGAAUUUUAUUUCUUCACAUUUGGUUUGUAAAAAUAUCAGUAACUUCUAGCAACCUUCUAAAUUCAAGACUUUGCAAAACGUCAGUAUCAAAACCCUUAAUAUUAAUGAUGGCCUGCUGUUAGUCGCAAGAGGUGACAUACAAAUGACAAACUUGUUAAGGACCAGGUUAAGUUAACGUGAUACCAGAAGAAAAUAGAUCAUUCAGCCCUUGUAUGUAGGUGCCCCAAUUCUAACCUGAAAUUGGAACCACUUGGUUAAAUUUCUCCUGCGUCAAUAGUGAUUCUUAUACGGUAUUGUGUACUUCAUGUGAAACAUUUGCUAAGUCUCUUAUACAUUUUUUUUGAAAUAUGUUGUAAAAAAACAUGUGCUUUUUUAUUCUUCCUCUAGUCCGUUGCAUUUGAUAUUUUAAUGUUCGCCCUGUUUGACUUCACUUGUUCCUCUUAACAUGUGCUUUGCUGACAGUUGUCUUUAAUUUUGAUGCAUGGUAAUACACAUAAAAAACAGGUUGAGGUUAUAUCAUAUGCUAAUCAUAACACAAACUCUAAAUAUAUCGUCUCUUUCAGGAAAACAAAUUCCAUAGAACUCGUACAUGUUCGAGAUGCAGAUUAUAAUCCCAACAAACAGCACAUCGUUGUGAGUAGAAUUUGCAUCUCGCCACCUCUAGAGUGAGUUUAUUGGAGACAGCAGUUAUCUUAAUUCAGAUUCACGGAACACAUGAUAGCUGAUCCAAUCUAUUCAAUCUCAUGUCACAUCUUUUUGCAAAUGAUUUUUGGUAGUAGUUCUUCAGAAUGGUUGCAUCUUUCACCUUACUUAAGAGUCAUUCAAUGGUCUUCCUUUUCAACAUAAUCUACUUUCAGAAUCCUUGACCACAUUAUAAUUGCUUAUCCUGUUCGAACAUUCACAGGCUACUGCUGAAGACGAAACUGGGAUACACUUAUGGGAUCUUAGAAUGCCCAAUUUUCCGUUCAGUGAGCUCCCUGGACAUGCACAUUGGUACUUUCUCUUAUUCUACUGUAAGACUGCAGGAAAGAGUUCAUUGCAUCACGUCAUCAUUGCAGGAAAGAGGAUCCAUCACUCUUCCCACAUUUUUCUUUCUCUACGUUUUUCCACCUUGUUCUUCUUCUCUUAUUUAGUGAUUUAUGGGACAUUUUGAUGGAGAUCUGAUGGGUGCAUAUGCAUACUGCUGUUUGUCUUAUUUCAUGCAACAUUGUUCGAAGUUAAGUUUAUUGAGAUUAUGAUUCAAUUUGCAGGACGUGGGCCAUUCGGCACAACCCUCAAUAUGAUCAGUUGAUCCUGGUAUCUCUCUCUCUCUCUCUCUCUCUCUCUCUCUCUCUCUCUCUCUCUCUCUCUCUCUCUCUCUCUCUUAUUCGUGUGCACACGUGCUUGUAUCGUUUUCCUUCAUUUACCUCUUCGUCUGCAUUUUCUCUGCCAUUCACUCGGCAUUUGAAUUUGCAGAGCUCUGGAACAGAUUCGACUGUGAACUUGUGGCUGACAUCUUCCAACAACAGCGAUGAUUCUACUUCCGAAAGGUUAUAUAUGCCCUUCUAUUAAACCUAUUUAGAUAUACUUGAUCUCUCUUUAUUAUUUACUAAUUUGCUCGCUGUGCUCUUGCUGCCAUCUUCAGUCAAAGCGAUUCCCCAACUCAGAAAAUGGAUCCUCUGCUCAAUUCAUACACCGACUAUGAGAACAGUGUUUAUGGUAUUACUGAACACUGUAUGAGCCUAUAGUCUUAACUUUUAGCUUAAUAACUCUGCCAAAAAAAAUGGCAGGUAUUGCCUGGAGCUCACGGGAGCCGUCAAUGUUUGCUUCAUUGUCAUAUGAUGGGAGAGUAAGAAAACUAGCAUUACUCUUUUACUGCCUAUUUUUUGUUGAGAUAAACGCCUUAUAAUAUUUAGUCGUUCAUGUUCAUGGGCAACUACUCCCAGGUAUAUGGACAACAAAUUUCCCUUAUUUUAUUAAUUUAUAUUUAUCGUGGAGGGAUUUUUUUUUUUCCACAUUUUCCAAGCUUCAUAUGCAUCACAUCGAUUUUCAUCUCUCUGUCGAGUGUUUACAAACAUUAGAAAGAAAAUAUAAUUCGACGAAUAUUGUUAUCAUAUAGAAAUAAAUAAGAUUCCGAAGUGCGAAGCAAAAUUCUGACUUGAAAAUCAGGUUAGAGUUCAAUGAGCUCUUCUGGGGAUUGUUGACUCGGUGCUGACAUUCUAGCAAUGGCGAUCUACUCUUCUGUGGAACGCAGGUGGUCGUGGAGUCCGUGAAAUCAUAUCUGCCGAGAAAAUAA
Spirodela intermedia is the source of this 7778-nucleotide messenger RNA. The record is from the annotation of a GenBank genome assembly. NCBI's taxonomy places the organism in Eukaryota, Viridiplantae, Streptophyta, Magnoliopsida, Alismatales, Araceae.